UAUAACCUUUUUACCGACCAAAAGCAGCAGCCGCGACUGAUUCCAAUUUCCAACUGCCGAACCAACCUCCCUUCUCCUUCUCCACUUCCAUGGCCUGAGCAGCCCUCCUCCGACGCCGCUUCUCCGAUGGACGCCCUCCCCCGCGCCCCCGAUCUGUGCAGGCUCCGGUCCCCGGCCUCCCGCCCCUCCGCCGCCGUCGCCGCCGCCGCGCGGCCGCGAGGAAUCGGCGCUUCCCUCCCGCUUCUCCGCAUUCCCGGCGACUCCGGCUUCCGCGGUUCGUUGCUGCGGAUCCGAUUCGCGGCCGCUCCUCGCGAUUGGCGGUCCCGCCCCCUCGCCAAAGCUGGCGAUCACGACCACGGCCACGACCACGGCCACGACCACGCCAUCGCCACCAUCGACCAUGACCACGGCCAUCACCACGGCCACGGCCAUCACCACGGCGACGGAGGCGACGCGGAGCUGACCGGGGCGCAGAGGGCGCUGGGCGAGUUCGCGCGGGCGGUCGGAUGGGUGGACCUGGCGAAUUUGUUGAGGGAGAAUCUGCAGAUGUGCUGCUGCUCCGCGGCUUUGUUCGUAGCCGCCGCCGCUUGCCCUUACCUGGUUCCGAAGCCGGUGGUGAAGCCGUUUCAGAAUUCUUUGAUGCUCGUCGCGUUUCCUCUCGUUGGAGUAUCAGCUUCCCUCGAUGCACUCACUGAUAUUGCGGCUGGAAGAGUAAACAUCCAUGUGUUGAUGGCUCUUGCGGGUUUUGCAUCAACGUUCAUGGGAAACCCCUUGGAAGGAGGCUUACUUCUGGCAAUGUUCAAUCUGGCUCAUAUAGCUGAGGAGUACUUCACCAGCCGUUCAAUGAUUGACGUGAGAGAGCUGAAGGAAAAUUAUCCUGAUUUUGUGCUUGUCUUGGAUGUGGAUGAUGAGGAAUCACCUAAGUUCUCUGAUUUAGCAUACAGAAGGGUUCCUGUGCAUAAUGUGGCAGUCGGCUCCUAUAUAUUGGUUGGAGCUGGAGAGUCUGUGCCUGUAGAUUGUGAAGUUCUCCAGGGUAGUGCAACAAUAACCAUUGAGCACUUGACUGGAGAAGUCAAACCAUUAGAGGCUAAAUGUGGAGAUAGGAUUCCCGGUGGUGCAAGGAACUUGGAUGGUAGAAUAGUUGUAAAGGCAACAAAGACCUGGAAAGAAUCUACACUGAGCAAAAUCGUACAGUUGACAGAAGAAGCACAACUCAAUAAGCCCAAGCUCCAAAGAUGGCUUGAUGAAUUUGGUGAGCAUUACAGCAAGGUGGUUGUAGUUCUAUCCAUUGCAGUUGCCAUCAUUGGCCCACUGUUGUUCAAAUGGCCAUUUUUUAGCACCUCAGAUUGCCGAGGGUCAAUAUAUAGAGCAUUGGGCCUUAUGGUAGCAGCAUCGCCCUGUGCCUUAGCUGUGGCUCCGUUGGCCUAUGCUACUGCAAUUAGUUCUUGUGCAAGAAAGGGGAUAUUGCUGAAAGGUGGGCACGUCUUGGAUGCUCUAGCUUCUUGCCACACUGUAGCAUUUGAUAAAACUGGGACAUUGACCACGGGCGGACUAAUGUUCAAAGCAGUAGAACCAAUCUAUGGUCAUGGAAAAAGAGAAGGUGAAUCAAAAAUUGUUACUUGUUGCACUCCGAGCUGUGAAGAAGAAGCUCUUGCUGUAGCAGCUGCAAUGGAGAAGGGUACUACACAUCCUAUUGGAAGAGCUGUCGUAGAUCAUUGUGUGGGGAAGGACCUUCCUUCCAUUUCUCUUGAGAGUUUUGAGUAUUUUCCUGGUAGAGGUCUUAUUGCCACUCUGAACAAUACUGAGGAAGGAAGUGGAGGUGGCAAAAGUGUGAAGGCAUCACUUGGUUCCAUAGACUUUAUAACUUCAUUUGCUAAAUCUGAAGAUGAAUCAAAGAAGAUAAAGGAGGCUGUUAGUGCAUCUUCUUAUGGAAGGGAUUUAGUUCAUGCUGCUCUUUCUGUUAAUAAAAAGAUAACACUUAUUCAUCUCGAGGACAGACCUCGGCAAGGGGUUGCAGAAGUGGUUGCAGCAUUGAAAGAUGAAGCCAAUCUGCGUGUAAUAAUGUUGACUGGCGACCAUGAGUCAAGUGCAUGGAGAGUAGCAAAUUCUGUAAAUAUUGAUGAAGUUUAUUGCGGCCUGAAGCCUGAGGAUAAGCUUAAUUAUGUGAGAAGCAUCUCAAGAGAUACAGGGGGAGGCCUUAUUAUGGUUGGUGAGGGUAUUAAUGAUGCACCUGCUCUCGCUGCUGCUACGGUGGGCAUCGUGCUUGCUCAACGUGCUAGUGCAACUGCUGUUGCUGUUGCUGAUGUGCUCUUGCUGCGAGAUAACAUAUCGGGUGUUCCAUUCUCUAUUGCCAAGUCACGGCAUACGACAUCCCUGGUUAAGCAGAAUGUGGCUCUUGCUUUAACUUGCAUAUUUUUGGCCUCCUUACCAUCCGUAUUGGGUUUUCUUCCCUUGUGGUUGACGGUCCUUUUGCAUGAAGGCGGUACACUCCUUGUCUGUCUUAAUUCCAUUCGCGCCCUUAAUAACCCUACUUGGUCGUUGAGGCAAAAUUUGUCACACCUGCUUGGUGAACUGAAAGGAAGAUUCGAGACCUGGUUGAAAUCAAACCUCGACUCGACCAUAAUCGAGGCUACACAUCUGUGAAGUUCCCUUUCACUAGCUAUUCUUUCCUUCAUCUUCUCCUUGUGGAUUGGAACGUGAAGGAACACUCGCAGCAACAAAGUUGUAUAUCCUGUAAAAUUAGGUGAUCGGCAAAAGCAGCAGCUACUAGAGCGAGUAUCUUCUUUCCUUCUCCCUUUAAUUGAUUUUAUUCUUUUUCUGCAUUUUCAUUGUAUAAUAUGAACUGCUGCGACUCAAAGUGAAAAGAUUCCCUUUUCUGUCGACGAGUCUGGACUUUAUUAAA
Molecule: messenger RNA, 2902 nt
Organism: Eucalyptus grandis
Lineage: Eukaryota; Viridiplantae; Streptophyta; Magnoliopsida; Myrtales; Myrtaceae
Product: probable cadmium/zinc-transporting ATPase HMA1, chloroplastic
Exons: 13
Coding region: 127-2643 (838 amino acids)
Biological process (GO): monoatomic cation transport
Cellular component (GO): membrane
Molecular function (GO): ATP binding; ATP hydrolysis activity; ATPase-coupled monoatomic cation transmembrane transporter activity
Source: RefSeq, a predicted model, not a curated record